CGGUCAGUUCAGUCCCGCACGUGCCUCCACACUGAACACAGUGGCUGUUCUCAUUCCUUUAGACUCUGGAAAGCAUUAUUUAUUAUUGUUUUAAGUGAAGAGGUGUACUUAUAAGUGUACUUUUAAAACAGAAUAUUGUGAAUUAGAAAGACGCGUAAGCUACCUGAUUGUGAUACAGCUUAACUCUCAAUAGAAAACGUGUAGAGAGUUUGUCGCACAGACUAAAACUAAUCGUGACCGCCCGCUCGCGUGUGAUGUACGCAGCGUAGUGGAAAUAUGUGUUAAAACGGAAUUUUAAAAGGCUUGGCGAUAUUGGAGUGAAUUAGACAGCUUUAUUAGAUCUUUCACAAUGCGUUUUCCAAGACAUAUCCCGUUUUGUGGUCGCAGAGACCGCAACGAUUCCCAGCGCUCGGACCUCUCAGACGAUGUGUACCAGCACAUGCUCUGUCUGAAGCCGGACCGGAAGACCAGCGUUGUGUCGACCGAGGCGGCGUACUCUAGAAUGACCCUAGGACUCUCGUCGGACGGCUCCAUGUUCUCUAGGCUCUCGAGCGACAGUCUGGAUGCGCGGACGACCAUCCCGCCGCUGUUCAUUGCAAUCCAGAAUGGCGAACUGGGUACUCUCACGCAGAUUUUAGCGGAAAACCCAAAGCUACUGAACACCCUGAAGUAUGGCGGUUUCACAGCUCUCCACACAGCGUGCCAUGUGCGUCAACACAGGGUACUUAAGUUGUUACUGGACCAUGGCGCUAAGGUGGGCGCGAUGGACACCCUUGGCCACACGCCCCUGCAUUUAGCCGUCCACGAGGGCUGGCACCAGGGCGUCGCGGAACUACUGCGGCGGGGAGCCUCCCCCAACAUCCUCAGCGAACCCCCACAGUCCGUGAAGGAGGUGCGCGUUGAGACACCCCUGCACGCUGCCAUCCGCCACGGAGACCUCGCCGCCAGCACCCUCAUGAUGCAGUACCACACAGAUCUGUCGGUUCGCGAUGGCGACCGGAACACCGUCCAUCACUUGGCUGCCUUCGCCCGCAGCACAGACAUUGUCCGCAUGCUGAUGCGCGAGAAGGUGUCCGACGACACGAUGACCGCGGGCAACCGCGAAGGAAACACCGUGCUGCACAUGGCGCUCAAGUGCGAGUGUGAUGCAGCCGAGGAGCCUUCGCUCAUGGAGCUGGUCACGUUCCUGAUCGAAAAGGGCGCCGACGUUAAUGCCAUUAACAUGAAGGGCGAGUCGCCGUUAUUCCUGGCGUCGCGACUGCACUGUCCCAAAGUGGUGGAGUUACUGCUGUCCUCGGGAGCCGACCCGACGGUGGUGACUCGCCGCGGACAGUCAGUGCUGCACGCCGCGUGCCACAGCGGUUGCGCGUCCAGUCUGAGUCAGCUCCUCAACACGAAGAGAGUGGAGCACUUGGUCACGCAGGCUGACAACGAGAGCAAGGAGCCGUUCCACUAUGCGGUUCACAGGAGCUCCAUCGACUGCUGCGAGCUCCUCCUGAACAACGGCGACCACCUGACUCGCAAGGAUGCGGAGGGAGAGUCACGCUGCUCCCUCGUGCUGGAGCACCUCCCCGGCGCCACGCAGCUCCUCAGGCGCCUCUUCGACGCGCGGGUCAAGCUCUCCAACAAGCCACAGUACGACCCCGACUUCCGCGUCACCUUCGACUACUCCGUGCUGCUCUCGCCAGACAUGGAGGAAGUGCAGAGCUCGCUCAUGUCCGAGCUCUCUACCACAAGGAUCGAGUCCCUCCUAAAGCAUCCGCUCCUCGAGAGCUUCCUCUUCAUCAAGUGGCGGAAGAUCAAACCUUUCUUCUACUGCAGUGUGCUGGUCUACUUCACAUUCCUCAUUCUGCACACGAGCUUCCUCAUUUCGAAAUUCGGUAGCAGUAAUACCAGCAUGGACGGCAUGAUACUAAUCAAGUGUCUCCACAUUGUUAUGUUCUUUCUCAUCCUUAUCCCUGACCUCAUCAUCAUGUUGGCGAACCUGAAAAAAUAUCUGCGCCAGUGGGAGACCUUUUCCAAAAUGAUUGCCCUUGGCAGCUCUGCCUUCGUGGUAUUUUCCUUCACUCCGUCCAUUCUAAAUGAGUUGAAGGGCGCCGCCAUUCAGGUCAAUGAAACAGACGCAAACGCCUCGAGCGAAGUGACGCCGGACGGUAAUUCUCACCUUCACCACGACGCGCCGAUCGUGCGGCACGUGGCGGCGGUGUCGGCGUUCUUCGGCUGGGUGGAGUUCAUGAUGCUGCUGGGCCGCUUCCCCUCCCUCGGCGCUUACGUUCUCAUGUUCACUCGCGUCGCCAAAUCCAUUACCAAGUUCAUCGUGGCUUUCUCCAGCCUCCUCAUCGGCUUCUCCAUCAGCUUCACGAUCAUCUUCAAGAACGACCCGCUCUUCCGCUUCCCGUUCAGCCUGGUCAAGACGCUCAUGAUGAUGAUCGGCGAGAUCGAGUACGGAGACCUGGCCGGCGACUCGGAUAUGCAAAUCACGAGAUCUCUGUUCCUGGUGCUGUUCCUCUUCCUGGUGUGUAUUCUGAUGGCUAACCUCCUGAUCGGUCUGGCUGUCAAUGACAUCCCGGAUCUGCAGAGGCAGGGCAAAAUCAAGCGCUUGGCCAAGCAGGCGUCGUAUCUCGUGUCUUACGAGAAACUGAUGUGGGUGGCCAGGAGCCUGCGCUGCUUCCCCCGCCGGAUGCGCAUCCUGCUAACAAGCCGCGUGAGGAUCCUGCCCGUGGUAACUGUGUUCCCCAGCCGGGAAAACAAGUCCCGCAGGCAUCAGCAGCACAUCCCGUCCGAGACCCUGCAGGAGGCCAUCCUGCUCGGCACCUGCGAGGACCCGAAGAUGGAGGACCUGCACAUCGAGGGAGAGGAUUUCUCGAAGCAGUUCAAGUCCUUCAAGAUCAAGUACGACCGCGACUGGCGCUCACUCAACCGCCGCCUGGGGCAGCUGGCGGACUGCUCGACCACCGACAAGAUCCUGAGAGAGCGGCUCGAUCAAAUGCAGAAGAUGAUGGAGACACAGAUGCUGCAGAUGUCAAUCCAGCUUCAGCAACACAACAAGAAUCUACUCUACCAGUCAAUGAUGCACCAGCCAGUAUUCCAGCAGAUCCAACAGCAAAAUCAGCCACAGUACCAACAAGUAAUGCAGACUCAAAAUGCCGCCAGAAACGAGGUGUCUAAAUCUCAUUCCGUGCAGGACCUGAGCCAAAGCAACAGGCUGGUAAACGCCCAUCGCCGAGCCUCGCAGCAGGAUUGCCCCUCCAUGGCUACAGGCGCGAGGAAGAUCAGCAUGGCGAUCUCAACGCUCUCCGCGCUUUCUCCGUCCACGCAGUUCGCUUCUGUCCCACACACCUACUACACACAAGCAGGGCAACCACAGACGUCCCACGCGCAAGCACAUCACCCACAGCCAUCCCACAUCCUUUCAUUCACGACGCAGCCAUCCCAAGCACCUCUCCAAACACAAACGUCCCUGCCGCAGGCCGCCCAGGCCACGCCCAUGCACAGACAAAGCUCAGAGCCGCAUCACAUGCGCCUUUUUCAGACGCAGCCUCCCCCGACGGAGCCCGACUCGCUGCCGGAGCACAGUCAGGAUGUUUCGCUGACUGAUCACCAGUAGAAGUAUUUACUGAUGAUAUGAUAGCAUCAAUGAUAAUGUAUUAUUGCAUAUAUCUAUACGCAUCUUUUAAGUGACUUUAUCCAGCAGCUCAGUGAUACUGACAUUCCUGUAUAUCCUAAACUUCUGCUUUUACGAGCGAUUUACUUUGUUGUGUUACAGUGUAGCAUAUAUUACACUUACAUAUAUGUAUAUAUACACAUGAACAAAAAAUCACUUUCAUUUGAAAAAGCAACUUAUUUAUGUGAAUUCAGCGUUUUAUACUUACUCAAUAUAUUUAUAAUUAUUA
Messenger RNA from Penaeus monodon (black tiger shrimp), 3893 nucleotides. Its product is annotated as transient receptor potential channel pyrexia-like. The transcript has 4 exons. Gene Ontology annotation, biological process: transmembrane transport; monoatomic ion transport. Bases 350 to 3607 code for a protein of 1085 amino acids. Gene Ontology annotation, cellular component: membrane. Gene Ontology annotation, molecular function: monoatomic ion channel activity; protein binding. The record is from RefSeq and is a predicted model, not a curated record. NCBI's taxonomy places the organism in Eukaryota, Metazoa, Arthropoda, Malacostraca, Decapoda, Penaeidae.